Molecule: messenger RNA, 1803 nt
Organism: Symbiodinium necroappetens
Lineage: Eukaryota; Dinophyceae; Suessiales; Symbiodiniaceae
Source: the annotation of a GenBank genome assembly
AUGCCGCGUGCUGGACACCGCCUUCGGCGUCUGCUCUCCUUCGAUGAAGUCGAAGGAGGAGGAGCUAGCUCCUUGCGCAGCACGACAACUCGACAGCUGCUCGUCGGCAUGGGAAUGAUCUUCAAUCAGGACCUUCAUACGUUGCUCAGGGUCGGCGGAUACGGCGGCAUCCGGUUUCCGACGAGGGAGCAGAUGCAGAAAGCCGGUGAUAAUCUGUUUGAUUCAUCCGUGGAGACAGUGAGCGUGGACGUGUUCAUUAGUCAUUCUUGGAGUGCAGGUCGCUGGGAGAAGUUUCUGGCUCUCUGCUUGUAUCUGAAUCUACAGAUGGCCGUCGCAUGUUGCAUGAUGACUUGGAUCUUCUUCAUGGUGCUGAUGAUCUGCUGGCAUGGUGUGUCGGGUCUUGGGGGAAGUCACCUUCUGCUUCCCUGCUUUGUGUAUCUGCCGAUGACCACAUUUUUCACAGUCUUCUUCUUUGGCCAACAGCUUUCUUGCGGCCUCUGGUCUCCAACUGUUUGGAUAGACAGGCUGUGCAUCCAUCAGACGAAUCUGGAGCUAAAAGCUGAGCAAAUCAAGUCCGUGCCCACCUUCGUUGCGCGUGCUUCCCGCAUGCUCAUCCUUUGCGAUGGAUCUUACUUUGAGAGAUUGUGGUGCAAUCUCGAGCUGGCUACUUUUGCUCGGCACGGAGGUGUGGAGAAGGUUGAUGUGUUGCCUCUGUGGCUUGCUCCCUGGCUGCUUUGCAGCAUCUUCCUGGAACUCCUCUGCGCCAGUCUGAUGGAUGUUUCGCAGCUUCUGUUCCCCAACUGGAUGCUUGCUUGGGACAAGCAUGUCAUGGGGCUGGCUGCGACACUUGUGGGAGACCACCCAAUCAUUCUGAGGUUUGUUGGUUGGCUUGUCAUCUGGAUGAUCUCCUCCAUCGCCACGCUCCCGGCCACUAUACCCAGCUUCUUCUCUUUCCGCAUGAAGAUUCGACAUCACGAGCUUAUCCUGGAUCAAAUGGCAGACUUCGACGUACGGGCGGCAAAUUGCUCUGAGCCCUCGGACCGGCACGCCAUCGAGAAGCAACUGCAGGAGAUUUUCGGCGAUCAGGACUUGCCCACUCCCGGCUCUGAUGCCGUGGAUGAGGGCGAGGUGAAGGUUCAGAGGUUCGUGAACUACCAAGCCGCCGGUGAGCCGCUGGACCGCUUCAAUGCCCACGUUCGAGGUGUCCUUCGUGAUUUUGUCAUGACGCAGAUCGGCGAUGAAAUCUACGUGCCAUGGCCGUUGUGUCUGACAGCUUGCCUACCUAUGAUCUUGUAUUCCUCUGUGAAUGUGUUGGGCUGUGAUAGCGACUCUUGUGAUGAAUCUGCACGGAGAGCAGGCGUUUCCUCGAUGCCCGUGUACUUCGUCAGCAACAUAUUGGGCUGGGUACUCAUCAUCCUGUUGACGUUCCCACUUACCUACCCAGUUAUGCUGCGAAUGCUGAAGUGUGUUCUGUCCUUCGGUGACGGUCUAGCGCAGCGUUCUGCAGCUUUCUCGUGCUGCUUUCUGGCAUAUGAAUACACCUAUAUGUGUGGUGGCUUGAUCUGGGGCUCGUGGAUUCCUGCUGUUCAGGACCCCUCCCCAACUCAGCUCACCAUUUUCCUGUUGGUGAUGACUUUUUUGGUCACCCAGUGCAUCUGCUUGUUUUACAGAUGGGAGAAGCAAGGCCAGCAAGCCCUGUCAUCAUGUCGCUGUGUCAAACGACAGGUCGCGACUUAUCAGCCAAUCGACGCCUUAAGUGACCAGCCUUCGGCCUCCUUCAAGGAAUCCCUUCAAGGAGCUUGA